Hipposideros armiger (great roundleaf bat) is the source of this 915-nucleotide messenger RNA. RefSeq names its product aurora kinase A interacting protein 1 (gene AURKAIP1). Bases 10 to 849 code for a protein of 279 amino acids. Gene Ontology annotation, cellular component: mitochondrion. The transcript has 4 exons. The record is from RefSeq and is a predicted model, not a curated record. Lineage: Eukaryota; Metazoa; Chordata; Mammalia; Chiroptera; Hipposideridae.
UUGUGUCCCAUGGGUCGGGUUUGCAGAGGGUGGGCUGGCGUCCGUGGCGUGCGUGGUCCAGGGACAGCCGAGAGGGCCGCUGGGCGGGGACCGUUCUCCCGGGGCUUGGGACCGUGGCCGUGGUUUGCCGGUCCCGGCCUUCCGUGCGUUCGAGGGUCGACACCGCCCCACGUGGUGGGUGCCUCGGCGGUGAAGCUGAGGCUCCGGGAGGCUCCCCUGAGCGCUUGGGGCCGCCGCCACCCACAGACCAUGUUCCUGGUCCGUCUGACUUCUCAGCUGCUCAGGGUUGUUCCCCGGGGAGACCUCCGUCGGCCCUGGCCCCUCUCGGGAGUGCUGGGCAGAGCUGCUUGCAGGCUCCACUACAGCAUGCAGCUCACAGGCCCAAAUGGGGCUGCUGUCCUCCCUGGCAAGGGUGUCCAGCUGGAGCUUGAGGAGAUGCUGGUCCCCAGGAAGAUGUCCAUCACCCCUCUGGAGAGCUGGCUGACCGCCCGCUACCUCCUGCCCAGCCUGGAUGCUGGGGCCCCAGGGACUGUGGCACCAGCCCAGCUCUAUGAGUGUCCCCCGAGCCAGGUGGGGGAAGGAGCUGAGCAGGGGGGCGAGGGGAUCCCCAGUGCGCCCGGGAUGCAGUGCAAAAACAUCCUGAAGAUUCGCCGGCGGAAAAUGAACCACCAUAAGUACCGCAAGCUGGUCAAGCGGACCCGCUUCCUGCGGCGGAAGAUCCGGGAAGGGCGCCUGAAGCGGAAGCAGAUCAAGUUCGAGAGAGACCUGAAGCGCAUCUGGCUAAAGGCGGGCCUGAAGGAAGCCCCUGCGGGCUGGCAGACCCCCAAGAUCUACCUGAGAGCCAAAUGAGUCCGGGCCCGCCCACACAUCACUGUUGCUGACCCACUGCAAUAAAAGUGCCGCCUGGCCCCUCUG